Messenger RNA from Saprolegnia parasitica CBS 223.65, 271 nucleotides. RefSeq lists its product as hypothetical. The record is from RefSeq and is a predicted model, not a curated record. The transcript has a single exon. The annotation marks the transcript as partial. Lineage: Eukaryota; Oomycota; Saprolegniomycetes; Saprolegniales; Saprolegniaceae.
AUGAAGACGAUCGUCGCCGACGACGACGUCUGGAAGAGCUACCUCCUCACGAACUCGGCGGCCGCCAAGCUCCGCCACGAGCCCUUCGACCUCUACGUCGAGCUGUCGGACGCGACAGGUAUCAUGUCCAUCACUGGCGACGAAGCGACCGACGUCGACGCCUGCAGUGACGCGCCCGAACCGGCAGACUCGUCAACGGAGCCGCCCGCCGCGACACCUCCGACAAGUGGCGCGCCAACGACGGCAACAACGGCGACGGCGCCCCAGACCU